This is a messenger RNA of Arctia plantaginis, 798 nucleotides long. The record is from the annotation of a GenBank genome assembly. NCBI's taxonomy places the organism in Eukaryota, Metazoa, Arthropoda, Insecta, Lepidoptera, Erebidae.
AUGAAAAAGAGGAAUUCUACCAUCCAGAAAGGCAUGCCAGUUAGGAAUGAUGAAAUGGUAGCAGGAUAUAUCGCAGUAACACAACCCAUAAAAUACGCAAAACAUAAAAGUAACGCACGAGUGUGGUGCAUGAUCGGCGUGGCCUGGCUGGUCUCCGGUGCCAUCGGAUCUCCUGUAGUCCUGGGCUUGAACAACACACCAGACAGAAGACCUGGAGACUGCUUGUUCAACAACAAGGAUUACGUCAUCUACUCUUCACUGGGCUCUUUCUACAUACCAUGCAUCAUCAUGAUGUUCUUGUAUUAUAAAAUAUUUAAAGCAAUACGUCAGAGGGCGCAAAAGCAGCGGAUUGCUAAGAAAACGUCGGCAGCUAUCAGCUCAGCAGUAUCAAGUGGAACUGCAGCGGUUGUCAUAGAGAACGUAGCGCAGACACAACGGUUAGACGGGUCUAUGCACGACGACAGACCUACCAAUACAGCGUCAGGGAGCAAUGAGGAAGAUGAUGUGGAGGACAGCUUCGGCAGAACAGAGAUGGGCGAGUAUGCUGAAGAACUGGUCAACUCAAGAUCUGCAAGAUUCAUGCUUGCUGCUGUCGUUGAAGAGACUGGCCUCAUUAUGGCAAACCUAGCCUCCCCAAUCCCGAUGAUGGAUCCUAACACGAACAACGAUUCGGGAUACGCGCCCUCCAAUAUCGAUGGGGAUAAGGAGCACACACCCCCUGCAUCACCAACGCAGAAAGAGGAAAAGAAAGAAGAAAAAGAAAAGACUGAACCGCUGAAGAAGCCGGAGUUGAAGUGA